This is a messenger RNA of Guyanagaster necrorhizus, 1302 nucleotides long. RefSeq lists its product as uncharacterized. Lineage: Eukaryota; Fungi; Basidiomycota; Agaricomycetes; Agaricales; Physalacriaceae. Bases 103 to 1167 code for a protein of 354 amino acids. The record is from RefSeq and is a predicted model, not a curated record. The transcript has 6 exons.
UGUCCGUCCAGUCGCUAUUCGCGCACCAGUUAUAUCUCUUUCGGAGCUUGAAGCUUCGACAAUUCGGUCCUUUCCUCCAUUUCCUAGAUAUUUUCUACGAUUAUGACGGGUCCCCGCCUUGAGCCGUCUUACGCGCCCGCCGGAGAAUCGGCGGCUGAUUUGUUGGUGGAGCGGUCCAAUCUUAAUGGCAUGGCGCUUUCCUUAGUUGCUUACGGCAUUCUCUUCACCAUGGCCAUUCAAUGUUAUUCCGGUCUUUUAUCUAUGCGUGCACGGCGGGGAACAACGCAGUGGUGGUUAUGGAUAUACGUCACUACUGUUUUGGCACUAGCGACUGUGGCGAUCGGAGGAAACCAGAAAUUCACUGAAAUGACAUACAUCGAUUAUCGAGACUACCCUGGAGGUCCCAAUGCCUUUACUACGGACUUUUAUGCAACGCCAAUAAAUCUAAUGUGUUUUAUUUAUGUCUCUUUGGGCUGGUUUGCCGAUGGCCUCGUCCUGUAUCGGUUUUUCGUCAUAUAUAACCGCAGUAUUUGGGUUGCCCUAGUCCCAGCUGUUCUUUUUUUGGCCGGAAUAGGUACCUCUACCGGCCUCGUUGUCUCCAUCGCCAAGUCCGAGGAAAGCUUUUGGGCUAAUUCCAGUGUCCAUUUUGGUAUUGCGUACUGGACGAUAUCUGUGUCUCUCAAUGUCAUUUUCACCUGCCUGAUCAUCACCCGACUUCUUAUAAUACGCAGACAAGUUAAAGCGAUUAUAGGUUCCAGUCAUGGAACACAUUACACGUCUAUCGUUGCAAUUCUGGUCGAGUCUGCCUCGUUGUAUUCUGGGUGGGCGUUGGUCUUUCUGAUUACUUACGCUCGGAACAGCUGGGUACAGAACAUACUGCUCCCACCACUGGGUCAAAUACAGGGCAUCGCACCUCUGCUUAUCAUAAUGAGGGUUGUCAGUGGAAGAGCUUGGAGUAAAAGCACAGACUUCAAUACAUCCUCAAUGCAAUUCACGCCAGCAUCUUACCAAAGGAGUGGUCCCACUAACCUCGUUCCAUUAAAUCACUUGUCGUCGUGCUCUCAUUGGACCACUGAGACGAGCGCCAUCCCAACGAUUUCCAACGAAUCUGACGUAUAUAAACCCGUUCCUGCCUCAAAUCAGGAUGUGGAGGCCCGUGCCAGAUAGCAGGCCAGGGACGUUUGGAGUGUACUGUAUUUGUAUGCUUAAUCGAGGGAACAAUCGCGAUACCAUACUUGAUUUAUUUGGAUGUAUAACGGUUUGAAGAGACUUGUAAAGGUCGGCGUGUGUUACGUCAAGGGG